AUGGAUGUGUUACGUCCGAAGAUAUUAAAUAUUGAUGGGAGACAAUAUCGUUUAAAUACUGCCGAUUGUUGUCCAAACUUGUGUGAUGAAACAAAACCUCACAACACCGAAAUUUCUGAAAGCCUACCGGCUUAUGUCGAAAGAGAUGAUUUUGAAGAAGAAUGUGAUGACUUGAAUAUUUACAUGGAAGGUGGUCGAUGUGUACUGAAAUUAGAAGUGCCAAAUACAUUUUAUGGUUUGAUCAUUGGUAGAAAUCGAGAGAACAUCAAAAAUCUUGAAUAUCAAACAAAAACUAGAAUUAAAAUUCCCAGCAUGAAAGAAAAGAAUAUAAUAACUAUAAAAGGAGAACAAAGGGCACACAUUAUUGCUGCUAAAUCAAAAAUUGAUGCAAUUGUAAAGAGAGGUCGAGUCAAACAGAGUAUGACUCAUUUUGUGUCCUUGCCAAUGGUCAACCCAAUAGUGAUUGAUAACUAUUUGGCUUUCAAGAAAAUGGUUCUUGAUGAAUGUGGCCAGUGCCGUGGUGUCACUGAGCUUUUAUUUCAAGAUCAAUUAAGACUUCAUUUAACAAUUACCGCUUUUGUUUUAUGCGAUGCAGCAGAAAUAAAAAGAGCUAUCAACUUGAUGGACCAGUGUGAAAAUACUAUAAUUAAACCUAUGAAUUUGAAAUCCUUAGACAUAUUAGUUUCUGGAUUAGAUUGUAUGAAUGAUGACCCAUCAGAAAUUAAUGUCUUAUAUGCCAAAGUGAAAAGUCCUGAGAUUCAAAUGCUGGCCGAUAAAAUACAAACUUUUUUCGAAGACUGUGAUUUGGCAUUACCACCCAGGAGUAAUCAUGUAAAGCUACAUGUAACUUUGAUGAAUUCUGGAUUCUACAAAUAUCAGACUAGUGUUAAUGGAGAUUCUGGCAAACAAUCUCAUCUUACGUUUGAUGCAAGAAAAAUAAUUGAAAAAUUUAAUGAUUAUACUUUUGGAACCGUACAGCUGACAGACAUUCAUCUAUCACAACGCCAUACAACUGAUUCAAAUGGGUACUACAAAUCAUCAUCUGUACUAAAACUUUAA
This is a messenger RNA of Macrosiphum euphorbiae (potato aphid), 1059 nucleotides long. NCBI's taxonomy places the organism in Eukaryota, Metazoa, Arthropoda, Insecta, Hemiptera, Aphididae. The record is from the annotation of a GenBank genome assembly.